CAAUCAAAAUGUGAGUUAUUCCAUUUAAUCAAUUCAAAAAGAGGGAUUUCAGGUCUGGAAGAGGAAUCUCCAAUUUCCACGAUUAUCACCAUGCCACGUCCUAUCGGCUAUCAGAUGGCGGGAAAACGAAUGCGUCACGUGCGAGUCACACGCCUCCUCUCCAACUUUUCAUACACCCGCCCCCGCCAUUUCUAGACGCGCCCUGCAAAGUGCAAACCCUCGCUAUCUUGCACCGCUGCGCAUUUUAGUAGCAGGGUGGGGGAACCGGUGAACCAGGGUGUCACUGUCCCUGCAAAACUUCGCAAUCCCAGACUCUACGCGUGGAAUUAGGUUUAGGGAUUCACAUUUAGGGAUUUGUUCGCAAGCAUCAGAUGGGGAAUAAGGUCAAAAACGAGUUGUUGUCCACCGUCCGAUCCGUCGUCGGCUCGGACUACUCUGACAUGGACAUAAUCAGAGCCCUUCACAUGGCCAACAACGACGCCACCGCCGCGAUCAACAUAAUCUUCGACACUCCAAACUUCAAAUCAAAAGAAUUACCGGCCGUUUCCAAAGCCCCCAAAACUCCUCGCCGCAACUCAGCUCCCGAGCCCAGCACCCCCGUCUCGAGUUCGAAGCGAAACGGCGGAGAGAACCGGAGUUUUCGUUCUUUAGCCGACGAAGCAAAUGCUUCCGAUUGCGCUUCUGACUCAGGCGAGGGUUUUGUCGAGGAUGUGAGUCGGCGAGAGAGCUCGGACGGUAGCGAGUGGUGGUUCAUUGGCUGUGGUGAAGUUUCGGGGCUGUCGACGUGUAAAGGGAGGAGAGUAAAGCCUGGUGAUGAAGUGGUGUUCACGUUUCCUCUGAGGAGUAGUUCUAGCUCGCCUUCGUUGGGGAAGGUUUUUGGGAGAGGGCGACAGCACGCUGCGGCUUGUUCGGAGAUUGUGAGGUUCUCUACUAAAGAAUCCGGAGAGAUUGGUCGAAUACCUAAUGAAUGGGCACGGUGUCUUUUGCCGCUUGUGAGAGAUAAGAAGGUGAAGGUUGAAGGUUGUUGUAAAUCUGUUCCUGAUGUUUUGGGCAUUAUGGACACCAUUCUUUUGUCGAUAAGAGUAUAUAUCAAUAGUUCUAUGUUCCGUAAGCAUCACCAGACCUCACUCAAGGCAGCCAGCAAUGCUGCUGAGGAAUCAGUAGUUCAUCCUCUCCCAGCUUUGUUCCGGUUGCUAGGACUGACCCCUUUUAAGAAGGCAGAAUUCACUCCUGGUGACUUAUACACAAGGAAGCGCCUUUUAAACUCAGAGGAUAUUUCUGGUCUUCGAGUCUCGUUGUUACCUGUUAACAAGUCUAAGAAUCCUUCUCAAAUUGGAAAUGAAGUUGAAAAUGAGGAUUCCAUUACGGAUGUGGAUCUUGACAACAUUGUUGGUGUUGGAAGUAGCUCUGAGUUAGAGGAAAUGGACCCCCCUGGAACUGUUCAGUGUGAACUUCGACCAUACCAAAAGCAAGCUCUUCAUUGGAUGGUUCAGCUGGAGAAGGGACAACGAAUGAAUGAGGCGGCAACAACACUUCAUCCAUGUUGGGAGGCAUACCGUCUUGCUGACAAGAGGGAGUUAGCUGUCUAUUUGAACGCAUUUUCAGGCGAUGCUACUACAGAAUUUCCAAGCUCACUUCAAAUGGCCAGAGGAGGAAUUUUGGCUGAUGCAAUGGGGCUUGGGAAGACCAUAAUGACCAUAUCCGUCCUUGCUCAUUCAAAAAGGGGUGGAUCAUCAGGUAGUCAGCCCUCAGGUGAAGGAAGUGAUGUGAGCACUAUGAUAGAUGGCUGGACUGAAUUUGAUCACCCAAAGAAGCAAACAAAAUUGUCAGGAUUUGAUAAGUUGAUGAAGCAUAAGAGUGCUCUUGUGGAUGGGGGAAACUUGAUUGUCUGUCCUAUGACUCUUCUAGGCCAGUGGAAGGCAGAGAUUGAGACUCAUGUGCGACCUGGGUCUUUGUCUCUAUAUGUUCAUUAUGGACAAAGUAGGCCAAAGGAUGUAAGAACUCUGGCUCAAAGUGAUGUUAUAAUUACCACAUAUGGAGUGCUAGCCUCAGAAUUUUCGGCAGAGAAUGGUGAAGACAAUGGUGGACUUUACUCAGUUCGAUGGUUUAGAGUGGUUCUUGAUGAGGCACAUACCAUAAAAUCCUCUAAAAGCCAAAUUUCCAUGGCAGCUGCUGCUCUAGUUGCUGAUCGCCGCUGGUGUCUAACUGGCACCCCUAUCCAGAACAAUCUGGAGGACAUUUACAGUCUUCUUAGGUUUUUGAAGGUGGAACCAUGGGGAACUUGGGCAUGGUGGAACAAACUCAUUCAAAAACCAUUUGAGGAGGGUGAUGAGAGAGGGUUGAAGUUGGUUCAGUCCAUUUUAAAGCCGAUCAUGUUAAGGAGAACAAAAUUUAGCACUGAUCGAGAAGGCAGGCCAAUUCUCAUUCUUCCUCCAGCUGAUAUUCAGGUUAUCUAUUGUGAACUCACAGAAAGUGAAAAAGACUUCUAUGAGGCCUUGUUUAAAAGAUCCAAGGUGAAAUUUGAUCAAUUUGUUGAGCAAGGACGGGUUCUUCAUAAUUAUGCUUCCAUAUUGGAGUUACUUUUACGUCUUCGCCAAUGUUGUGAUCAUCCAUUUCUUGUGAUGAGUCGAGGUGAUACACAAGAAUUUUCUGAUUUGAAUAAGCUAGCUAAACGUUUCCUCAAGGGCAGCCACAAAGCCCAAGAAGGGGAAGCUAAAGAUGGGCCUUCGCUAGCUUAUGUUCAAGAGGUUGUGGAAGAGCUGCGUAAAGGGGAACAAGGAGAGUGUCCAAUAUGCCUUGAAGCAUUUGAAGAUGCAGUAUUGACACCUUGUGCUCACCGCUUAUGCCGGGAAUGCUUAUUGGCAAGCUGGCGAAAUCCUACCUCUGGUUUAUGUCCUGUUUGUAGGAAAAACAUCAGUAGGCAAGAUCUUAUUACAGCCCCAACUGAGACUCGCUUCCAGAUUGAUGUUGAGAAAAAUUGGGUGGAGUCAUCCAAAGUUGUUGUUCUCUUGCGUGAACUUGAAAAUCUUCGCAUGUCAGGCUCUAAGAGCAUUGUCUUCAGCCAGUGGACUGCCUUUCUUGACCUCCUGCAGAUUCCUCUUUCCCGGAGUAACAUUCCCUUUGUUCGUCUGGAUGGGACACUAAGUCAGCAGCAGCGGGAAAAAGUAUUAAAGCAGUUUUCAGAAGAUAGCAACAUCCUGGUGUUGCUGAUGUCUUUGAAGGCUGGCGGAGUUGGAAUAAAUCUAACAGCAGCUUCCAAUGCCUUUGUCUUGGAUCCAUGGUGGAAUCCUGCUGUAGAGGAGCAAGCUGUCAUGCGCAUUCAUCGGAUUGGACAAACUAAAAGAGUGAUGAUCAGACGGUUCAUUGUGAAGGGAACUGUUGAGGAGAGAAUGGAAGCAGUGCAAGCACGCAAGCAGCGGAUGAUUUCUGGUGCUUUGACCGAUCAAGAAGUUCGAACUGCACGCAUUGAGGAAUUGAAGAUGCUGUUUACUUAGACCAGUCGAGAAAUUAGGGCUGUUCCUUCACCUGAUAUCUUUCUAUGAGAAUUCUCUUUAGCUCUAAGAGCUCUAGAGAUAAACGUGUUUACGACCGCAGCAACAGCUCUAGAGAUAAACGUGUUUACGACCGCAGCAACGGAACUUGAAGGAAGUUCACUUGAGGCUAUUUACAACAUACUUAAUUCAAUUCUUGCAGGGGCAGAUGAGAGGCUGGUUAGAGUUUUUGGCUAUGCAAUUAUCUUGCAUGCUCAUGUAACAUAACUGUGGUUGUUGAAAUGGGGGCUAAUUUAGGUAUUUGGAUGUGUACAGAAUGGAACCGAUUUUGAUUUACAGAUAAUAUUUUAACUUGCUCCAGAUGGACAGUAUUGGAAAUGCAAUUUUUAA
This is a messenger RNA of Corylus avellana, 3881 nucleotides long. RefSeq names its product DNA/RNA helicase protein (gene RAD5). The record is from RefSeq and is a predicted model, not a curated record. NCBI's taxonomy places the organism in Eukaryota, Viridiplantae, Streptophyta, Magnoliopsida, Fagales, Betulaceae. Gene Ontology annotation, biological process: DNA repair. Gene Ontology annotation, cellular component: nucleus. Gene Ontology annotation, molecular function: hydrolase activity, acting on acid anhydrides, in phosphorus-containing anhydrides; ATP-dependent activity, acting on DNA; zinc ion binding.